AUGGCGUCGGCCUGGGGAGGCUCAAAUCAAGGAGGUACCUCAAGUAGAUGGUUCCGCGUGCGAACGAGCCCGCGAGAUGCCUGUUCCGGAGACGGGGACGGGUCAUCCUGCGGGAGUCCCCUGCCGAAGGGCGCGUUUCGUCUCAGCGGGAGCUGCAGGCCCACCCGAGCGGCGUUCGCGUCCAUGACCAUGAACGGGAUCGGUUCUCCUACUUGGCCAAGUAGUGACGGAGCCACAUCGGAAUCCCCACCCGGGGAACCCGACUCGCAGCAGGGCAUCAUCGGAGAGACGGUGGUCACCGUGACGGAUGACCCCGAGACUGGGUUAACCAAGGUGAACUUGAUUACGUGGGACCGCCCCAACCUCAUGGCGGACAUGGGCGGCGCUUUCAGCUCAAUGGGCAUCAACGUAAUGAAUGCCAUCAUGAACGCAGGACCGGACGGGUUCGUCGAGAACUGGUUCGUGGUGUGCGGACCCGACAAGGGGGCUGUGCCGCAGGACCAGUGGGAACAAAUCAAGCAAAGGAUGAAGGCCACUUGCCAGCGCCGCGGCCGGGGCAAGCCGUGGCAGGAGCGUGAGAAUCGCCUGCGGGAGCUGUUCACCCGGAUAGACUCGGUCGGGAACGGGUACAUUAGCCAGGACGACCUCAACAAUUUCGCGCACUCUCUGAGGAUGCCUAAGGCGUUCGUGCACGACUUUGUGGACGAAGGGGACCAGUCGGGUGACGGCAAGAUGACGUUCGAGGAGUUCGCGGCGUUCGUGCGAUCCAAAGAGAUUUCGCUUCAAAACGCGUACGAGUCCCUCAACCCGGACGCUAAGGGUAGGAUUCGCGGGUCACGUCUGAAGAAAAACCUCGGCAACAUGGAGAUCCGCGCGGGUCGAUACAAUUCGCGAAAGAAGAUCCGGCGCAAAGGCAUAGAGAAGAUGCUUCAGUACGUGGAGGACGAGCAGGUGCUGAACGCCAACGAUUUCAGGGACCUGAUGAUCCUAAUCCCAGAGAAUCAGUUGCAGACGGUGUCCCCGUACUACAUGAAGGUCGGCCUGGACAUCGGUACCAGGCGCCUGCCCAUCCCGGAUAGGCGCAAGGAUGGUAAACCGUGGGGACACUUGCUGGCUGGAGGCAUUGCGGGCAUCGCUUCCAAGACGGUCUCUUCGCCACUCAACGUCGUUGCGGUUCGAUCCAUCGCCGGGGAAGGGGGUGCGAGUCGCAUGUCAGCCCGCGAAAUGUGGAGUACGAUGUCGCACAUCGCGCGCACGGAGGGUGUCGGCGGUUUGUUCAAGGGCAACAUGUCCAACUGCAUCAGCAGCGCACCGGGCAAGGCAAUUGAUUUUUUCGCUUACGCAGCGUACAAGGGUCUGCUCACAGGCAACGACCGCGAACCGACAAACUUGGAGCGUCUGCUCGCGGGUUCACUGGCGGGUAUGACCUCAGACAGCAUCCUGUAUCCGCUGGAGGUGGUUUCAACCCGAGUGACCAUGAACAUGUCAAAGACGGGAGCGACAAACAUCGCACAGGCGAUGGUGGAGAUUGCGAAGAAAGAGGGGAUCCGCGGUCUAUACAGCGGCUGGGGCGCGGCGAUGGUGGGCGUGGUACCGUAUGCCGGUAUAUCUUUCGGUUGCUACGACAUCCUGAGCGCGCAGUACAGGAAAUUCGCUCGCGUGGACAGCGCGGGUCCUCUUCCAACGCUCGGAAUUGGAUUCAUUUCAGGUUUUUUGGCCUCCACCAUCUCGUUUCCACUCUACAGCGCCACGGUCAAGCUGCAGACCGGAACUUUGGUGCCCGGAUUGGUGGGCAAGCAGAACUUAGUGAGCGUGAUGCGGUACACGAUCGCCAAGGAUGGGUACAAAGGGUUGUUCAACGGCUGGCUUCCGGCGUCCACCAAGAUGAUCCCGCAGGCUGGUAUCUCGUUUGUUGUGUACGAGAUGGUCAAACGGCGGCUCGAUCAAUCCAACUACGUGGACGUAGAGGCGGACGAGGACCUGGACAUCUUUGAAUGA
Messenger RNA from Micromonas commoda, 1998 nucleotides. Its product is annotated as mitochondrial carrier family. The coding region runs from base 1 to 1998 and encodes 665 amino acids. Gene Ontology annotation, molecular function: calcium ion binding. The transcript has a single exon. Lineage: Eukaryota; Viridiplantae; Chlorophyta; Mamiellophyceae; Mamiellales; Mamiellaceae. Gene Ontology annotation, biological process: transmembrane transport. The record is from RefSeq and is a predicted model, not a curated record.